GAAGAUACAAGUUUAAAAUACAAAGCACAACGAAGUCUUUUAACGUAAUUGAGUUGCAAAAUUUGGCGAGUAAGCCGCAAUUUGGCGUGAUAAACAUGAGAAAGACCUGUGGUAAGUGGUUGCAGUUGGUUACUAUAGUUGGCUUGUUUUUCCUCUUCACAUCAGUGAACGGAAGACGGCGAUGUGGAAGAUCAUUAAAACACAUCAAACUACCAGCACACACGAUAUUUGCCAGCAAACAACGCAAGGCGAAUCACGUGACAUUGAUGUGUGAAAAUGGAUAUUACUUCACCAGAGGAAAAAAUAUCAAAGAUUUAUCUUGCAAGAUUCUGAGGAAUAUAUCUAACUAUGAAGUUCCCAAAUGUAGAGGAUGUGGUAAACCACCAGGGUUAAGAAAUGGCACUGUGAAGUAUCCUGCAACCUCAGUAGGGUCCGUAGCGGUCUAUACGUGUGAUGUUGGCUUCAGCAUAAAGGGUUCCAGAAAACAGCGGAAAUGCAGAAGAAAUUUACGUUGGAGUGGUGGAAAGUCACGUAUCUCUUGUCAAAAGAAUAAAUGCUCCGACCCGGGAUUUAGAGAGAUAUUAAAUGGAAAUGUAACAUUCAGUGAUACACUAUUCGAAGAAUUUACGACGAUCUCCUUUGAGUGUGAUGAAAAUUAUGAACUUUUUGGUGAAGAAGAUAUCGUUUGUUUGCACGGAUCUUGGUCGACAAAUCGCCGACCAUUUUGUAGAAAGAAGCGUUGUCCAAGGCCAGACAUACCACAGCAUGGUCGAAUAUUUGGAAAUAAUUUUUUUAUUGGCUCCACUGUCGAGUUUUUCUGUAACUCUGGAUUUACUUUGUAUGGAUCAAGAAAAAGAACAUGUCAAGAUGAUAAAACGUGGAACGGAUCUGCCACUGUUUGUGAUGAUGGAAGCUCAUAUUGCCGAGAUCCAGGAACCCCUGUCGGUGCAAUAAAAUCAGGAAAAGACUACAACGAAGGAGACGUUGUUUACUACACAUGCAAGAAUGGUUUAAAACUCUUCCAAGGUUCACAGAGCAGAACAUGUUUGAACAAUAAAACUUGGAGUGGAGAACCUCCUAGAUGUGUUGAUAAAGACUUCAAAGUCUUCCGUCCAAUCAACGAGACAGCAAAACUCCUGGGUGAAGAAUUUGUUAAUUCCCUGCUACAAACAACAUGCUCAGGAACCAACGUCUCAUGUCCAGUGUAUGAUACCAGAGCACGUGCGCUCAACUUGAAAUAUAAAAAUGGACUGGACCUAAUUUUUGUGCUGGAUACUUCAAGUAGUAUUAAAGAGAAAAAUUUUGAGAUCGCAAGGGGGUUCGUGGAAACAUUGGUUAAUAUAUUUGGCGUUGAUAGAAGACCAGAUGGAACACGAAUAGCAUGUGUCACGUAUGGAACACGUGCAGACGUCCAGUUCACCUUUACCUCUGCUUCAGUAGAAACAAAAAAUGAUGCGUUGAAAAAGAUUAGAGAAAUCAAAUAUACACGAGGCGGAACAGCCACAAGGUUGGCCUUAGAAAAAGUUGAAAACGUCAUUCUUCCAUCAUCCGUGAGAUAUAACACCACAAAGGCCAUGUUUAUUGUGACAGAUGGAGAAUCAAAUGUCGGAGGAUCGCCAAAGAAGGCCGCUGAUCGCCUCAAAAACGAAAAUGUAGAAAUAUAUGUUAUUGGUAUAGGGAAGAAAGUCAGACACGAAUCCUUGAGAGCAUUAGCAUCUAAAGAUGAAAACAUUUUUACCAUAGAGAGCUACAAAGAUUUAAAUAAAGUUAAAAAGAAACUUGUCAACAUGCCUUUAAGAGAUUUCUCGGAAUGUGGACGCUCGCCAUUUAAACCGUAUGACGUCAGAGCUCGAAUCGUUGGUGGAAGAGUGACAGAUGAACGCAAUUCAAACUGGCCAUGGGCAGUACAAGUCUUGAUCACAAAUGGUCAUAUAGCUAAGCCGUCGCUCUGUGGUGGAACAUUAAUUUCGCAAGAAUUUGUAUUAACUGCAGCUCAUUGUGUUGACAGGAAAAAAAACCAGCCACAAGCUGUUCAAGUGGCAUUCCAAGACAGAAAAAUAACGGUGUACACGAGUCUUGGGCUUUAUAUCCACCCUGAUUACAAUUCCAAAAACUUUAAAAACGAUAUCGCACUGAUUAAAAUCCCGAAACUAAAACGCUUUACAAGAAACCAACAAGCAAUCUGCCUCCCCCGUGAAAUAAACACGAAUAUAUUUCAAAAUAGCAGGCAGGUGUACGUAGUUGGAUGGGGUAGAACCACACCGCGCAAACCAAAUGAACACGCUGGUUACGAAAUCUCAAAGAAACUUAAAGAACUACAGCUACCGUUGAAAGCAAAUGAAUUUUGUGAAGACAGUGUAAAAAACAAGACUGAAAAAGAUCACGAUAAAGGCAAAUGGUAUUUUAACAGCACGACACAGUUCUGUGCUGGAGAUAUCACAGGGAAGAAUGAUGCAUGCACAGGCGACAGUGGUGGUCCAGCCAUGGUGCUUUAUCAACAUCCAGUAAGCGGCAAAUUGCGUUGGUUCCAAGUUGGCAUCGUAAGCUGGGGCUAUGGCUGUGCACAAAAGGGAGAAGCUGGCUUCUACACCAAAGUCUCCCCGUUUAUAGACUUUAUAGAUAUGAUAAUGAGAUCCUAACUUUUUCUAUUUUGUUUAAAUGACAUCACGCAAUUUGUAUGAAAAGUUGUUUCUAUUAUAACUUUGGACCUAAAAGAGUUCCAAGGUUUACUGUAUACUUGAAUACUGCUAGAGUAUUUGUCUAUUU
This is a messenger RNA of Dendronephthya gigantea, 2766 nucleotides long. RefSeq names its product complement factor B-like. Gene Ontology annotation, molecular function: serine-type endopeptidase activity. The coding region runs from base 96 to 2639 and encodes 847 amino acids. Gene Ontology annotation, biological process: proteolysis; complement activation. The transcript has 13 exons. NCBI's taxonomy places the organism in Eukaryota, Metazoa, Cnidaria, Anthozoa, Malacalcyonacea, Nephtheidae. The record is from RefSeq and is a predicted model, not a curated record. Gene Ontology annotation, cellular component: extracellular region.